GCAGCAGAGCUUCUAAGGCACCAACACCUCCAGCCUUAUGUUCUGAAGGUUCAUCUCAAACUUAAUAGCCCCAGGCGCAACAGCUUACCAACCCAUUGGCCUCAAGCUGACUACAUAAAGAAAACUAGAUUUGUGGAGCCAGAAGAUAUUCCUGUUUCCACGUACAAAGAAAAAUGGCAUUCAUUCGGCAAUAACAGGACCUUGAAUCCAAAUAUUACUGGACCUGAGCGAGAUUCCUCUUUUUCUCAGAGAAAUCAAAGCACUCCAAGUUAUUUGAAUAAAAAGAUAGCCGAAUUGUCUGUUGAAUGCAUUCAUGAAGAAUCGGACUUUGGUAGAAAAAUUAUUUCAAAGGCUUCAAGUUUUGCCAUGACUCCAAGAUUGACUCCGACAAAAGAUUCUCCCACUCCUAAGAAGCGAGCAGAACUUUCAAAGAACCGAGUAUCACAGUUUCCAGCUUCGCAAAAACCAGAAAAAAAAUCCGUUCAUGCAAAUCGCAGAGCAUCUUUGCCAUUGCCGAUGAGAUCCAAUCCCUGUGUCGGUAUCCUUGACUGCAUAAAGUCUCCAGAUGUUUCUGUCAAUUCGAGAAUUGACGGGAUGGUUGAAUUUCCAUUAUCCUCAUAUGAGGACUCCGUCAUUCCCAUCUGAAGAAUUUCAUCAACCUCUGCACAAGGUUCCUCCACCUCGCCACAAGGCGAUCAAUCAAUCAUGAAGGACAAAUGUACGGUGCAGGUGUUAGAAAGAAACUUUGGCCGAUUAAGUUUUGGCAAAAUUAAGUUGGGUGGAGAGGAUGGAAGUGAGUGCUCAGACCAAAAUGCGACAGCUGGGGCAACGAGCCGGACGUUGUCAGACUUGCAGCGUCGUCCAUUUGACAUGUCCUCAUACCAGCAGCGAGCUGAAGCUUUGGAAGGGUUGCUUGAAUUUAGUGCAAGACUGCUGCAAGACAAAAGGUACAAUGAACUGGGGGUGUUGUUGAAGCCGUUUGGACCAGGGAAGGUUUCUCCUAGAGAAACUGCAAUUUGGUUGACAAAGAGCUUCAAGGAAAACAUACUCAAUCCGGAAGAUCAAUACCAAUGAAUGGCUGACACGUGUGCUGUAUUCAGUCCGGUAAUGAAAUUUAGAGGUUUGCUGAUGAAGUUUUUACACGGGUAGAAAUUGAUGUUGUAGAUAUAUACUAGUGAGGUGAUUUUUGUUUUUUUGGCAAUUUCCCAUGUUUGCAAUUUUAUCGUUGCAUUUGCCCAAAAGAAUUUCAAAUUUCUUUCUCCUUAGUAUUAGUUUCACCUAUUUCAAACGUUUCCGAAAGUACGAGUUGACUGCCUCAAUGAAAAUUAGGAUGGGUCAACUGGCAUGACUUCAGGACGGUUUUUGUGAAUUUUUUUGUGUAGCCUAGCAUUGUUGGUUGCUUGAAGCAAAUCUAUUUUUAUUAAUUAAAUAUCUUGACUUUCAUCUA
This is a messenger RNA of Camellia sinensis, 1447 nucleotides long. The record is from RefSeq and is a predicted model, not a curated record. Lineage: Eukaryota; Viridiplantae; Streptophyta; Magnoliopsida; Ericales; Theaceae.